CUUGGAUCCAUUUUCUUUGUUCUCUCUCUCUCUCUAGAAAGUAAAACCCUUAAACUGAAAUCUUCCGUUCAAUAGUGAUUCUCUUGGUUUUGAAUUUUGAUAAGUUUGGUUCAAUUAUUGAGUGGGGAAUCUUUUUUUUUCUUCUUUUUUUGGCAAGUAGCAACAAUAAUGGGUUUCCUCUGUUUCUUCUGAGCAAAGGCAUGGUGGAAUAAGAUAUGGUGGUGUUAGAAAUUAGAAUUACACACCGAUCAAGAAACCCAUCUGGGUUUUUUGCCAGCAGUCCUAGGGUUUUAUCAGGGUUGUGUUUUCUUGUCAUAAAAAUCGAAUCUUGAUUUGAUUUUUCAAGACAAGUACCUCAAAAAGAAGAAAAACUCAUCUUGGUUUUUGGCCAAUAGCCCUAGGGUUUAUGAGGGUUGUGCUAUUUCGGUCAUAAAAAUCGAAUCUUGAUUUGAGUUUUUAAGAUAAGUACCUCGAAAAGAAAAAAAGAAGAGAAGAACUCAUCUGGGUUCUUGGCCAAUUGCCCUAGGUUUUAUGAGGGUUGUGCUAUUUCAGUCAUAAAAAUCGAAUCUUGAUUUGAGUUUUUAAGACAAGUAUCUCGAAAAGAAAAAAAGAAGAAGAAGAACUCAUCUGGGUUUUUGGCCAAUAGCCCUAAGGGUUGUGCUAUUUCAGUUGUAAAAAUCGAAUCUUGAUUUGAGUCGUAAGACGAGGUAAAAAGCUAUAUAUCGGAAUAUCAAUGGCUUCUCCGGGUUUUUUCGUUAUGUGUGUGCUCCAUUCUUCGGUUGCGCUAACUUGUGGAGCACUAAUGAUGUUCUAUAGAGAUGAGAUGUUUGUGUUUAGCCAUGGUAGGGACCACGCUAGUAAGCUAUCCGGCUCCACGCCCCACGACCAGCUCUUGAUCCGAACAUCCGAUUCGUUUUCGGGUUUGCUUUUGUUCGCGGUUGGGUUUCUUUUGUUGAUGGUUGCAUUUGUGAAGGAUAGGGAGUUCCACAACUUCUUUGCUAGAGGGUGUGUGCUUCUCCACGUUGCAAUGGCAAUUUGGAGAAUUUACUUCGAGAGGAAGAUCGAAGUUCUUGGCCAUGAUUGGGUGAGAUUGGUUUUGGGUGACAUUGUCUUGGGGCUUUCGUGGGUUUUCUUUCUCGUGUAUUCUUGGAGGGAGAAGUACGAUUAAAUUCGUUUACGGACAUCGAUUGUUUCUUUGUUUUCAAGAUUAUGUGAAAUGGGGUUUUGACAAGAAUCUAAAUACAGCUAUAAUUUGAUGAAAUCUUGCGUGUCUUUGUUGUACAAUGUUCUCUCCUUGUAAAUUUCAUGUAAAUUACCUUUGCUAUAAAAUUUCUUGGAAGAGCAACGAUUUUGUGCGUUUAUGUUUCACUUUUUCAUUCUCGUUAUUUUUGCUUAUGAUUUCACUUUCGUGUGGUGAUAUAAGAGUAGUCUUGAAGAUAAAAUAUCAUUUUGGAAUACACGUUUCAAUCGUGGAUGCGGGUUUUUGAGA
Erythranthe guttata (spotted monkey flower) is the source of this 1489-nucleotide messenger RNA. RefSeq lists its product as hypothetical. Lineage: Eukaryota; Viridiplantae; Streptophyta; Magnoliopsida; Lamiales; Phrymaceae. The record is from RefSeq and is a predicted model, not a curated record.